Molecule: messenger RNA, 732 nt
Organism: Metarhizium acridum CQMa 102
Lineage: Eukaryota; Fungi; Ascomycota; Sordariomycetes; Hypocreales; Clavicipitaceae
Source: RefSeq, a predicted model, not a curated record
AUGUUUGGACAAGUUGCCCUCGUUUCUGUUCAUUUUGCCGCCGUUGUAGCAGGACUACCGGCUUACACCAACCACGUUCAUGUCAACGCCCACCACGAGCGCGGCGCCAUCACUGACCGCUACACCUUUUACGCAGGCGACGGCUCUACUGGAGCGGGUUGGCCUUCCCAGGACGCGUGGGGCUCCUGGGACGCCCUCUGGAAUGCCAAUGCCCUUCUCAUGAAGCAGACCUGCGGCUGGAAUGGCUGGGGCGCGAAUAACUCUGACGAUGAAAUCGACGCCAUCGAGUCUGCUAUCCAGGAGCUGGCUGACCAGACUGGCGUCGAUAACCGUUUUAUUCUUGCCGUCAUGAUGCAGGAAAGUAAGGGCUGUGUUCGAGCUCCCACGACCAGCAACGGAGUGACGAACCCUGGCCUGAUGCAGUCUCACAACGGCAAAGGUACUUGCGCCAACACCAACCCGUGCCCUGCCAGCCAAAUCACCCAAAUGAUUAGCGACGGCGUCGCUGGAACUUCGUCUGGAGACGGUCUUCAGCAAGUGCUCGACCAGGCUCGUGGAGUUGCUGGUGAGAAGAGCACCCGGUCAUUUUACGCGGCUGCCCGCCUCUACAACAGCGGCCUCGUUGACUACAACAGCCUCGACAAGGCCAUGGGCAGCACCCCUUGCUAUGUGUCUGAUAUUGCUAACCGUCUUACUGGCUGGACUCUGGCUGGCAGUAGCUGCCGCAUUUAA